AUGUUCAAGGCCAGAAGACUGAUUUUAUAUUUGAUUAUCGUCUUUGGCAUAUUGGCUAUCAGAAAGUUGUCCCAACCUGUCUCACCAAUGACUUCGAAAAAUCCCGUGGUUAUCAUCGGUUCCGGUUUGGCUGGUCUAAGUGCUGGUAACCAGUUAGUCACCAGCUACAAGAUUCCAAUCGUCCUGCUGGAUAAGGCUGCAUCUGUCGGUGGCAACUCCAUUAAGGCAUCAAGCGGUAUCAAUGGUGCCUUAACCAACACCCAGAAGGCACUCAGCGUGCAGGAUUCCCCGGAAGCUUUCUUCCAAGACACAGUCGAGUCCGCUAAACAUAAGGGCGUAGAAUCGUUGAUGAACAAGUUAUCUCAGGAGUCCAGUUCAGCCAUCCAAUGGUUGCAGCAAGAUUUCGGGUUGAAAUUGGAUCUCUUAGCACAACUUGGGGGUCACUCCGCUCCAAGAACCCAUCGUUCCUCUGGAAAACUGCCACCCGGGUUUGAGAUAGUUCAAUCCUUGAAGAAGAACCUUGAGUCUAUCGCUGAGAAGGAUCCAAACUUGGUAAAGAUUCUACUAAACUCAAAAGUGGUCGAUAUUUCGUUGGACUCGGACUUGAGAGUUUCUGGUAUUGAAUAUAUCGACUCUGAAGGCAACAAGCAGUCCCUUAAGACUGAUAAUGUGGUUUUCUGUUCCGGUGGAUUCGCUUACUCUAAAGAUAUGUUGAAGCAGUACGCCCCACACUUGGUCAGUUUACCAACCACGAACGGUCAACAAGCUACUGGUGACGGGCAAAAGAUCCUAGAGAAGUUGGGCGCUGAUUUGAUCGAUAUGGAUCAAGUUCAAGUGCAUCCAACAGGUUUCAUCGACCCGAAUGACCGCACCAACCAAUGGAAGUUCUUAGCUGCAGAGGCCUUAAGAGGUUUAGGCGGUAUCUUGCUAAACCCACUGGACGGCAAGAGGUUCUUCAAUGAAUUGGGAAGGCGAGACGACGUCACCAACGCCAUUCAAUCAAAAUGCCCUAAGGAUGACAAUAGAGCGCUCCUAGUGAUGAGUGAAGACCUCUACGCCAGCUACAAGAAUAACAUGGACUUCUACAUUUUCAAGAAACUGGUUAAAAGGAUUUCGAUUAAAGAGCUCGUAUCUCAUUUCAAUAUUCCGAUUUCUGCGACCGAAUUGGCAAAGGAUUUACAAGCCUAUUCUGUCGCAUCAGAGGACACGUUUGGCCGUAAAUCGCUUCUCAACCGCUUUGGCGACUCAGUAAACCCAGAUACCGAAGUAUUCGUUGCCGAAGUAACCCCAGUGGUUCAUUUUACUAUGGGUGGUGCAAGAAUUAACGAAAACUCGCAAGUUGUUGGCAAGAACGGGAGAGCUCUAGCAAACGGGUUGUACGCCGCGGGAGAAGUCUCAGGAGGUGUUCACGGUGCGAACAGAUUAGGUGGCUCAAGUCUACUGGAGUGUGUCGUGUUUGGCAGGACAGCUGCUCAUAACAUAGCUCGUAACUACUAA
Molecule: messenger RNA, 1497 nt
Organism: Torulaspora globosa
Lineage: Eukaryota; Fungi; Ascomycota; Saccharomycetes; Saccharomycetales; Saccharomycetaceae
Gene: FRD1
Product: fumarate reductase
Exons: 1
Coding region: 1-1497 (498 amino acids)
Molecular function (GO): FMN binding; oxidoreductase activity
Source: RefSeq, a predicted model, not a curated record